GUCCAGUAGACUUAAGUCAGAACUGAGUGGAUGAAGAACCAAACCUGCUAAGAUCCGGUCCAACGAACUCCUCAGAUCACACACAACUUGUGGUCAAACCUCCAGAGGCAGGAGGACAAAAAUGAUCUUGGCAAACCUAAAACAUUAUUUUAAAAGAAUCAGAUUAUUGUAAAACUAGCAAAUGUACCAACACCAGUUCUUGUAACAAUCGAAUUCCCUGAUAAAAGACUGAGUUUUAAUCUGUUUCCGAGCUUUUAACAUUUCUGAGGUGUUUAGAAGUGGUAAACAAGUUCUUUAGGUGCCACCAUCACUCUUUGAGAUGCACUUUGGGCUAACCACAAAAGCAUUUCCUCUAAUCUGCUCCUACAUCUAACCGAGUGGAAAGUUUUAGUCAGUCAAACCACAAUCACCCCCCACCCACCCAAACACCUAGCAGUUUUUUAUAUGAUCUGCUAUAAACACACCUCCAGCCCUCGGUUAGAGUAGACGCCCGUAAACCUGGUGCAACUUCAUCAUCUACUGAGGACUAUCUGCUCAUCAUGAGGACCACUCACAGCCUCCUGCUCUGCAUCCUGGGAGCUGCGCUGAUCUGUGCUGCUCUCUGCAACAAUGCAAAUGGUCCGGACAGAUGCUGUUUUAGGUUCCAUCAAACACCUGUUAACAAAAAAUUCAUCACUUCGUAUAUCCUAACAGAUGUCCGCUGCCCCAAAGCUGGAGUCAUUUUCAACACACGAAAAAACCGUACGCUCUGUGCUGACCCAGAGCUGCCCUGGGUCCAGAGCAUCAUUGCUAAAUUGGACAAAGAGUCCUUCUAAAGGAGCUGCAGGACCUGCCUCGCCACAUCACUGACACAGCUGCAUGGUUGGGGUUAUUAUAUAACUGCUUUUCUGUUGUUUCCAAUCAGAGUUUUUACUUGGAGUCAUUUACCAUCUGAGUGAUGUCCUUUAGAAACUACGCUUUAUUUAAUCAUGUAUUCCUAAAGCUUUUUAUAAUGUAACCAGAAGUGUUCCAGUUCUGAUUUCUCUUUGCUGUUUUCCAGAAAAUGUGACUUGUUUUCUCUAAGAUUUAAAAACUAAUAGAACUAUUAAAUGGUAAUGUCUUUGUUAACUUAAUCUGAAGAAUUAACUCAAAUAAAAACAUCUAUGAGCUGC
Messenger RNA from Nothobranchius furzeri (turquoise killifish), 1151 nucleotides. RefSeq names its product C-C motif chemokine 3. The record is from RefSeq and is a predicted model, not a curated record. Gene Ontology annotation, molecular function: chemokine activity. Gene Ontology annotation, cellular component: extracellular region. Gene Ontology annotation, biological process: immune response. NCBI's taxonomy places the organism in Eukaryota, Metazoa, Chordata, Actinopteri, Cyprinodontiformes, Nothobranchiidae.